Messenger RNA from Caenorhabditis sp. 36 PRJEB53466, 8353 nucleotides. The record is from the annotation of a GenBank genome assembly. Lineage: Eukaryota; Metazoa; Nematoda; Chromadorea; Rhabditida; Rhabditidae.
AUGAGAUCCGUCAAAUGGGCCAUGUUCAACUUCCACUUUUGGUGUGGCCUACAAGAUUGGGGCGUCAGUUUUCUGACCGUUCCCUACAUUCUGUGGCCCGCGUUCGCCGGCAUUCCAAUGGGACUCUUCUCGAAACUGGGACUGAAACCCGUCUUCCAAUCCUAUCUCGUCAUGUCGUUUGUUGCUCGUGAGUGUCACACUUUUGACCCCCAAACUGAUCGAAAUCGAUGCGCGUUCAGUGAGCGCCGUGGCGAUUCUCACCAUCUUCGAGCACCGCUUCUAUCUGCUGUUCGCCAAGAACACUCGCUGGCGCUACUAUCGUAUUCCGUAUCUCGCCUCGUUGUAUUUAUUCGCAAGUACAAUUUAUGUUCACUUUGGACUCAAUAAACCCGAUCAGGAUGAUGCAAGACGGCAGGUUCUGCAGGUAGGCCAAGGAUUGAAUGUUAGACACCUUUCAACUUUUUAGCUGCUUUAGAUUCUACCCACACUCCCGUCCUACAUCAAUGAAAACGAAAUCUUCGUGUUCACAUUGGACGCCCAGCUCCUCACCGUAUUCACAGCGAUCGCACUGCUCCUAGUUGGCGGCGGAAUUGCUCUUUUUUCCGGUCUCUUGUACCACAAUAUGCACAAACGAUUGAAUCGAAUGCAACUGUCCAGGAACAGCUUCAGGAUGCAGCAAAAGUUUUUGACAUCUGUCAAAAUUCAGGUGAGCACUUUUGUAUACUAUCGAAAGAGUGAAAACGAACGUUGGUUGUGUCAGAUCUCAACACCGCUGCUCCUUCUGAUCGCUCCGUGCGCGUACGUCGGCUCUUCCAGCUGGUUCGUCUAUUACAAUCAGACGUUCAACAACUUUUGCGUUAUAAUUGUGUCGUCUCACGGAAUACUCUCGACCAUCAUGAUGAUUUGCAUGCACAAACCGUAUCGAGAGUUCUGUCACGGAUUGAUUCACUCGGAACAGAGCACUUGUAAACAAUCGGUGCCUUCGAGACGGAGAAUUCACACAAGUGUUAUCAAUUCUGUACUUUGAAUGAAUCGAUUGUUUUUAAUGUCCCCUUUUCGUUCCAAUCUCUUCACGUACUCACUUGCCUCGAACUUUCCCGUUCACUUAUUCGGAGCCUGUAUUGUAUUCUGCUCAAAAUUCCGGAUUUCAUGGAAUCGAUGAAAUGGUGCAUGUUCAACUUUUGGAUUUCGCUCUAGAAGUGUUCUACCAGAUCCUUCCGCCUUUUUCACUUUCACAACAGCUUUUCAACUAUCACAUAUUCGUCUUCUCCAUGGAAAUUCGGCUAAUUAUGGUGUUGUCCGCCGCCGAACAAUUUUCAGUUAUAUUUCAAGUGCUUGUGUUUAUCGGGUUGUUAUUUCGGAAUAUGAUUCAUACUAUAUGAAUGUGUGAUUCAGUUGACCUCAAGAAAUGCAUUCUAUUUUCAGAACAAGUUCAUACAGGUAAGAAAAACAUGGUUCUAUUAUUGGUUCAGACGCAGGAGUCCCAGUCCCGAGAAACUACAUAAAAAGUGUUUGAAAGUCAAACUCAACUUCUAGAUCGCCACAAGAGAUAUCACCAGCAUAUUUAAAAAACGACAGAAAGAACAAUAUUAUUAAUAAAUUGUGAUGAAAAAGGCAAAAGCUUACAACAUCCAGGAUUCCCAGGCCGUCUCCGAUCCAAGUACUAACUGGACUCAACGUUGCUUAACUUGCCAGAUCGGACGGGAUGGCGUGUACACUGCCGGUCAUAAUUAUAGGUUCACUUCAAUUUUUCGAAUAUUUCGAAAACUAGGCGCUGUAUUCAAAAAAGUUCUUAAGGGGAUUUUCGGUCACCCAAGGUACCACAAAUGUACAAACUAAACCAUUCGACUUCAGUGAGAAAUUUUCCAAAAAUCGUGAUUUCUCGAAAAAGUGACUUUAGCGGUUGGUCAUAAUUAUAGGUUCACCACUGAAAUUAGCCAGAGGGUCAACUGAAUAAUUUUUAAUUUUAGCCAUAACGUCUUCUAAGACUGAUUAUGACCGUUUUACAUCGAUUUCCGACAAGCUUCUCGGUUCCCUGAUUUUUUGAACCAACUUUCAUUGAGUUUUGGGUCAAUCAUAACUUUUCGUCUUAAAAUCGAACCUAACUUCGGUUUUUUGGCCGGACGACAACAGGAUCAUUCUGGAAUGAGUAUUUAGUGAGGUUUUGUGAAGUUUCAUUGAGAAUCUACGAGAAUUUGAUAUCUUUCUCUAAAAGUGCUUUGGUCGACUAGUCCCAAGUAAGUUUACAUCUGGUUUUUGCUCAAAUUUGGAGCAAUCUCUGAGAGACUUGACGGCAACAUGAAGGACCCAACCAACAAUGCACUUGCCAAGUUUGGUACGAAUCCGAUCAUUCUGACCAAACUUCGGAGACGGUUGUCAGUUUCGAUCCCUCAAAAAAUGCAGAAAAAUUUCAUGCUCUGGAUUUGCUCGGGACUAGGGGGGAAUGAAAGGCCCUAUAAAGGGUAAAAAACGCGAAAAAGGUUUCAUCUCUGUUUUGGUGUUUAGCCGAGAUAUGAUCAAAAGUAUGAAAAAACGGUACAUCUUUUUCGAAAAGUCGCAUCUCCGUCAAUUUUUGAGUAAAACACUCGGUAAAAAAAGGAAAAUGUAGCUAAUGAGAUGGUCUUUAAGCAUACAAUUGAUUAUCUUUGACGAAACAAAUUCUUAGAAGAGAUAUUCAACAAAAUAUGAAAACGUUUGUACUUAUGUACACUAUUUUGCGAAUACAGUUUGACGGGACUAUCACCAUUAGAUUCAGCGUCUAAAAUAAGGGCCGUAUGCAAAAAUUUUGCCUUGGGAAAUCGCUUUGACGGAAAAAAAGUUAUCGACAAUAUGCUUUGCCCCUGUUUUCUUGUGGUUCUGUCUGUUUGCUAGCCUGUAUCUCCUCAACCGGUAGAGAUACCAAAACGUUGUCAACUGUAAAGUUAAAGGUACAUGUCCAAGCUAUAAAACUUUAGUUGAACGCUUUUUUUUAUCUCUACUCGUUCACAUUUCGAAGUGUGACUCUCCUACCGUCAAGUAGAGAAGGGUGUUCGAAACAAGCAUGAGUCAUAAAAUAUUUCGAAAGAGAUCGGAUCAACACAGGCUGAACGACAUUUGAUGUCUAGCCUCUUAUUGAGCAUUUUUUAUGUUGAGACCAAAAUUGUAGGACCACUCCUUAAAUGCGAUAAUAUCAGUUUUUGAGUGAUCACUCGGAAACGGCCAUAACUUGUGAACGAGUAGAGAUAAAAAAAAGCGUUCAACUAAAGUUUUAUAGCUUGGACAUGUACCUUUAACUUUACAGUUGACAACGUUUUGGUAUCUCUACCGGUUGAGGAGAUACAGGCUAGCAAACAGACAGAACCACAAGAAAACAGGGGCAAAGCAUAUUGUCGAUAACUUUUUUUCCGUCAAAGCGAUUUCCCAAGGCAAAAUUUUUGCAUACGGCCCUUAUUUUAGACGCUGAAUCUAAUGGUGAUAGUCCCGUCAAACUGUAUUCGCAAAAUAGUGUACAUAAAUACAAACGUUUUCAUAUUUUGUUGAAUAUCUCUUCUAAGAAUUUGUUUCGUCAAAGAUAAUCAAUUGUAUGCUUAAAGACCAUCUCAUUAGCUACAUUUUCCUUUUUUUACCGAGUGUUUUACUCAAAAAUUGACGGAGAUGCGACUUUUCGAAAAAGAUGUACCGUUUUUUCAUACUUUUGAUCAUAUCUCGGCUAAACACCAAAACAGAGAUGAAACCUUUUUCGCGUUUUUUACCCUUUAUAGGGCCUUUCAUUCCCCCCUAGUCCCGAGCAAAUCCAGAGCAUGAAAUUUUUCUGCAUUUUUUGAGGGAUCGAAACUGACAACCGUCUCCGAAGUUUGGUCAGAAUGAUCGGAUUCGUACCAAACUUGGCAAGUGCAUUGUUGGUUGGGUCCUUCAUGUUGCCGUCAAGUCUCUCAGAGAUUGCUCCAAAUUUGAGCAAAAACCAGAUGUAAACUUACUUGGGACUAGUCGACCAAAGCACUUUUAGAGAAAGAUAUCAAAUUCUCGUAGAUUCUCAAUGAAACUUCACAAAACCUCACUAAAUACUCAUUCCAGAAUGAUCCUGUUGUCGUCCGGCCAAAAAACCGAAGUUAGGUUCGAUUUUAAGACGAAAAGUUAUGAUUGACCCAAAACUCAAUGAAAGUUGGUUCAAAAAAUCAGGGAACCGAGAAGCUUGUCGGAAAUCGAUGUAAAACGGUCAUAAUCAGUCUUAGAAGACGUUAUGGCUAAAAUUAAAAAUUAUUCAGUUGACCCUCUGGCUAAUUUCAGUGGUGAACCUAUAAUUAUGACCAACCGCUAAAGUCACUUUUUCGAGAAAUCACGAUUUUUGGAAAAUUUCUCACUGAAGUCGAAUGGUUUAGUUUGUACAUUUGUGGUACCUUGGGUGACCGAAAAUCCCCUUAAGAACUUUUUUGAAUACAGCGCCUAGUUUUCGAAAUAUUCGAAAAAUUGAAGUGAACCUAUAAUUAUGACCGGCAGUGUAUUCAACGUGAUGUGGUCGUAAGCGAAAUUAACAGUGUGCCGUCACCAUCAUAUUCUCGCAGCCACCGCCUCUGUUUCCACCUCGUCUUCUUCGAAAAAUCGCUUGGCGGCGGCCGCACUAAAUGUUGUGUGCUGUGGUGAGGCCUCGCUCUCGCCGUCCCUCGGACAUGUCGGCUGCGCGCAUUGUUGAAGAGCGGCGACGCAGCGUUAGCGUCGGUUUAAUUACCCAAGUUUUGAGUCAGUUCAUCUUGGGAUUAAACCACCCUGCCUUCUGGAUCUAUUCCCCCCCCGCCAUAUUCACACUAUGACCGAGCUAGGUACGACCGAAUUGCUCCAAAACAGCAUUAUUCGCUCCUCUGCCGCCCGUAGGUCCCAGUGUACUUCCCCGGAGCACAUGUUGUUCCAAACCCUUGAUUCCCUUAACGGAAUUGCUCACAGGAUGAGCUCCGCCCAUAACGGUGGAAACCCCAAUUCUCAUAACAGAAUUGCUCACAGGAUGAGCCCCGCCCAUAAUGGAAUGGCUCACAGGAUGAGCCCCGCCCAUAAUGGAAUUGCUCACAGGAUGAGCUCCGCCCAUAACGGUGGAAACCCCAAUUCUCAUAACAGAAUUGCUCACAGGAUGAGCCCCGCCCAUAAUGGAAUUGCUCACAGGAUGAGCCCAGCCCAUAAUGGAAUUGCUCACAGGAUGAGCCCCGCCUAUAAUGGUCUAAAAAGUGCAUUUAGUAUUCGCAUAAACGAAUAUUAUCUGCCGCCGAAGUCAAAUGACAGAAGCUCCGCCCCCAAAAAGUGGAGAAUUGAAGUCAAAUGACGGAAGCACCGGCAAUCUCAAAAAGGAAAGCCUUCCAAAGAUCCUCUGUGAAGUGGAAAGUCUGGGAAAUUGUAUAGUUGUAGGUAAAACUCCCGCAACUCAAUCGAUUCUCUCGUCUGACCCCUCAGAAAUCGAUAAUCUGGCAAAGGACCAGGCCGACUCCCAGGUCUCGUGGAAGACCAUCUCUGACCAUAGAAUUAGAGGUGGCGCAAUGAGAGAAAAGAGUAAGGAACGAUCAAACGUUUACACGAUGGUAUUAUUGAAAAAAAGACAAGCGACUCCCAAACCGUCGUGUGUCAACUACAAUAUCCAACAGAUAAACUGGUUUGUUGUUACCACCGGGGAUGUGAAACCCGUUCCCAAGCAGGACUUGGAGCGGAAGAAUUGAAAUACUUGACUAGACAUUUGGAAAAGGUCCAUGCUGUCAAAAAGGUCAAGUGGACUUACAUUUGUACGAUCUGCGGGGAGACCCCCAAUGAAAAUCUUGCAUACCCGUCCAGAUGGAUGAAAACGCAUCUGGAAAAAGUCCAUAACAAAGAAGCCGAAAAGAAAUUUAGUAUCGGAAGCGGUACUAGAUCUCGAGCGGCCAGUGCACUGAAUGAUUCAGCACCAUCUUUAGCACCUCCUAGGAAGACAACGUCCAGAAAGACCGAGUCCAAGGUGAUAGAGUUUUCGACUCCUGAAAAGAUUACAGAGUUGGAAAGCAAGAUUCAAACGAGAGGAGUGGCAAAGUCCCUCAGUGCUCUGAAAGAAUCGGUAACAAAGAAAGAAAGAGAGGAAGUUGGCAAGAAACCAAAACUUGCUCCUAUCCUUGAAAAAGCUGAAAAGAAAAGUGCUCGGAAAAGCCUAGCGAAUGUUCUGAAAACGGAGACAACAUCAAGUUCCAGAAACAGCUCUAUCGGAGCGGACUGCGACCUGAAAAUGUUGACCGGAAUUGAGAGAAUAAAAGCGGCUCGAGAGCAAAGCUCAAAGCAGGCUCGCCUUUCUACUCAGAAAAGGAUGAGUUUGUCAGCAGUGGGAAAAUCUCCAAAAAGGGAGCCACAAACAAAGGAAUUGGAAAAAGAAACCAUUCCUGAUCCAGUAGUGACGACAAUGGAAAACCCCAUUGAAUCGGAAGCGCUGGAAGAAGAAGAAGACCUGAACAGAACUUUUGUCAUCGAUGAUGAUGAUGAAAUAGUCUCGAGAAGGUUCAACACAUGGUGCCUGGACCAUGAAACCUCAAAGGAGGCAUGGUUAAGUGACGACAUCAUAUUCUGGUAUCUGAAGCAUCUUUGCGCAAAAAGCACAAAGUAUGAAACUUUGGAUCCAAUUAUGUGGGAAAUGUACAAAAGAGAAGGAAUCAUGCUCAUAAAGCAAAAACUUUGGAGCACGAAAACCUACUUUUUCCCAGUUUGCGAAAAUAACCACUGGAUCCUUUUGGUGAUAAGCUUAACUGGAAUCUGGUACGCAAACAGCUUCCUACGUGAACCCGAAGGAAAAGUUCAACAGUUUAUUGAGGAAUUGGGGACUGAACGGAAAAAGUUCGACACUCCAAAUCCCUGCCAGACAGAUGGCAUAAACUGCGGUGUUCAUGUAUGCCUGAUGGCAAAAUCAUGUCUAAAUGACGACUAUUGGUAUACCGAAAAAGAGGUCCAAUCGUUCCGAAAAGAUGUGAAAAAGAUGCUCAGAGCAAACGGAUAUGACCUGUACUCUGAACAAUACCGUGAUUUCCACCAAACAGAUGAAACCACGAAAAAACCAGAAAGUCCAGAAAAAGUGGACACUUCUGAGGUGUCAGUUGAAUCCCCAAUGGAUAUUCCACAUGUUGGUCAACCGGAAGAAGUGGAUAGAGUUUCCAUCCCAAAACUGAUGGACCUAAAACUCGAAUGCCCUCCACAUCUUCUACAAAAAGUUGCUCCAAAAGUGGUCAAACCAAAGGAGAAACCCACUAAACAGAUGGGUAAAGCACGCAAAGUGCCAACUGGAAAACCAGAGGAACUGGUCGUGAAAGGUACGAGAAUGGUUCCAAAAAGAGUUCCAAUCGUACAUUCAAGACGGUAGAAGCUUCCAAAGAUUGGAGUGGAUCACCGACGUCCUGACAGCCGCCAUACAAAAAGGCCUCUGUUGGGGACACCCAGGCAAUCGAGAAGAUUGUGAAAAAGAUGCCCACCCUUGGAAGUGGAAGAGGGUGAGAUGGCAACGCAAACGGAUCCAAAAAGGAUUCCCAAGAAGGGUAACAGCAACCCGACUGGAGAUGGUGACAGCCGCAAAGGGCCACCAGUCUCUCAAAGGGACUCGUACUGGCAAAACCGGACGAAGACCUUUAACCAACUGAUCGGCAAAGAAUCGAAGCAAUGCGAGAUCCCGAUCAGUCAACUUGAACAGUUCUUCAAAGAAAACCACCUCUGUCACAAAUGUAACAAAAAGAGGUUCUGGAAUCAAAAAAAGUUCCAAAAUCCCAAAGAUAAAAAAGUGGGACAGUGGAUUGUAGACCCAUUCACUGAACAGGAAUUGGCAGUUGCUCUUAAGAAAACCAAAGACACUGCUCCUGGAGUUGACGGACUGAGAUACCAUCAUCUAGAAUGGUUCGAUCCUGAUCACAGAAUUCUGACGCCCCUGUACAAUGAAUGCAAGGAGCAUCGGAAGAUUCCAUCACAUUGGAAAGAGGCAGAAACGAUCCUUCUAUACAAAGGAGGAGACGAAUCUAAGCCCGAGAACUGGAGACCAAUCAGUCUCAUGCCAACCAUCUACAAACUAUAUUCGAGUUUGUGGAACCGAAGAAUCCGGUCAGUGAAGGGUGUCAUGAGCAAGUGUCAAAGGGGAUUCCAAGAGCGGGAGGGUUGCAAUGAAAGCAUUGGAAUCCUUAGAACCGCGAUUGAUGUGGCGAAGGGCAGGAAAAAAAGAACCUGUCAGUCGCCUGGCUCGACCUUACCAAUGCGUUCGGUUCAGUGCCACAUGAGCUCAUCGAGCACACUCUGGAAAAGUUGCACUUUCGGACUCCCGAAAAAAAUCACUGAAAGACAUGAUGCAGUGCUCAUGAAAGUGAAAAACUCAUCGAAGCUGGUUCAAAGAAAGACUGGAAACUGA